Molecule: messenger RNA, 1334 nt
Organism: Bombus pyrosoma
Lineage: Eukaryota; Metazoa; Arthropoda; Insecta; Hymenoptera; Apidae
Gene: zetaCOP
Product: coatomer subunit zeta-1
Exons: 5
Coding region: 241-777 (178 amino acids)
Biological process (GO): intra-Golgi vesicle-mediated transport; retrograde vesicle-mediated transport, Golgi to endoplasmic reticulum; intracellular protein transport
Cellular component (GO): COPI vesicle coat
Source: RefSeq, a predicted model, not a curated record
UAUACAACCAAUUCCUUUAUUAGUUAGCAACCAGAUUAUAAGCAAAUGCGAUGUAAGUAUAAGAAUUAAAAUUAAAGAGUUGCAACAUGUAGUAAGAAUACUUCUUUAGAAAUGAAAAAUUUUACAAUUAAUUUAACCUAUUCGGCGAUUGAAUUAAUUGGCUGAAAAACAGCACGAUUUACGUAGUAGUAGUAGUAGUAGUAGUAGUGUAGACAGUGACACGUCAAGCUUGACGUAAACAUGGAAGGUCAGCUAUCGGAACCAACACUUUAUACUGUCAAGGGUAUGGCCAUUCUGGACAAUGAUGGUAACAGAAUAUUAGCUAAAUAUUAUGACAAAAAUAUAUUUCCUACAUCGAAGGAACAGAAAACAUUUGAAAAAAAUCUUUUCAACAAAACGCACAGAGCAAAUGCAGAAAUUAUAAUGCUGGAUGGUUUAACAUGUGUUUAUAGAAGUAACGUAGAUUUAUUCUUCUAUGUUAUGGGAAGUUCCCAUGAAAAUGAGCUGAUUUUAAUGAGUGUAUUAAAUUGUUUAUAUGAUUCAGUGAGUCAAAUUUUAAGAAAAAAUGUUGAAAGAAAAGCUGUUUUAGACAGCUUAGACAUAGUCAUGUUAGCAAUGGAUGAAAUUUGUGAUGGAGGAAUUAUUCUUGAUGCUGAUGCCUCGAGUGUGGUUCAAAGGGUGGCGUUAAGAACAGAUGAUAUCCCACUUGGGGAACAAACAGUCGCACAGGUUUUACAAUCUGCGAAAGAACAACUCAAGUGGUCUUUACUAAAAUAAGAUUUAUAUACAGAAAAUUAUAUUAAAUACCUAAAAUUAUUACUUUAAAAUAUAAAAAUUGUAUAAUCCUGUAAUGUUUAAAUAUUAAAGAACAACAAAUUCUUUAUUAGAUAUUUUGUACAUUCCGUAUUUAAGUUAUAUUACCAUUUGGUUAAAGAAACAGUUAAAUAUUUUGUAUUAAAUUCAUAAAUUAUAGUAUUUAUUUAUAUGAUUUAUAAUGGAACUAUGUAUUAAUAUCAAUAUGUUCAGUAUUAUCAUUAUAUUCUUCAUUUAGUACUUAUUUUGUAUAUUGCACCCUGAUGCAUACGAAAGAAAAAAAUAGUUUUUAAAUUACUGUUUUUUAAGAGUAUGCAUUCCUUUGAAAUGUUACAUAUUACAUACAUUGCACAUGAGCGUAAUAUUAGAAGCCUUCUUCAUUCUACACUCCCAAUACACUCGUUUAACUUUGUUCUGGAAUAAACGAAUACCGACACACAGUUUCGACAUAUAUAAAAUAAUUACUUUUGUAAAUCUUGUAAGUAAUGUUCAAUAAAGAUGGCGAAAAUUAAAAAUCUAAA